This is a messenger RNA of Guillardia theta CCMP2712, 888 nucleotides long. RefSeq lists its product as hypothetical. Gene Ontology annotation, molecular function: tubulin binding; tubulin-glutamic acid ligase activity. The record is from RefSeq and is a predicted model, not a curated record. The transcript is spliced from 4 exons. NCBI's taxonomy places the organism in Eukaryota, Cryptophyceae, Pyrenomonadales, Geminigeraceae. The annotation marks the transcript as partial. Gene Ontology annotation, cellular component: cilium. Gene Ontology annotation, biological process: microtubule cytoskeleton organization; protein polyglutamylation.
GUGGCCUGGGGGUCGUCCCUGUCCUCCGAGGAGAUCAGCAGGUUGAAGCCGAGUCAGAAGCACAAUCACCUGCCAGGAUGGGACUCCCUAAACAACAAAGCAACGCUCGGGGAGGUGGCUCGGACCCACAGCUCGAGGGGGUCGAGCCUGGCGGACAACGUUCCGCUGACGUUCGUUCUUCCCCAGCACGCAGACGAGCUGCUAGCUCACCACAGGAGAGGAGGAGGGCCGUACAUCGUGAAGCCCGUGGGAGGGACCCGGGGGAAGGGGAUCAGACUGAUGACGGAAGUAUCCGACGCGUUCUUGAAGGAGAGGAGGAGGCUGGUGGUACAGCAGUACAUCAUGAACCCUCACCUGCUGCAGGGCAGGAAGUAUGACCUGAGACUGUACGUGGCUGUGACGAGCUCUGAUCCCCUCCGCUUGUACAUCCACGAGCAAGGGUAUGGGAGAUUCUGCAGUGAGGAAUAUGAUCUCUCGAGGCCCCAGGAUCUGCACAUAACCAACUCCAACUUUCAAAAGUUUCACGAGCUCUACGCGCUCAGCGGCUCCAGCUCGAGGACGCGACCUGCGGGGAACAAGUGGCACAUUGAUAUCAUCAGGAGGGAGUGGGAGAGGGAAGGGAACCGAGGGGUGUGGGAGCGAAUCAAGACAGCCAUCACCAAAGUUUUCAUCAUGUUCAAGGUUCUGCUCAAAUUCUCCAGCAGGGGCGUCGCCGCAUCGCAGUCCAGCUGCUUCAGCCUCUUCGGGAUCGACGUGUUGCUCGACGACCAGCUGAAGCCAUGGCUGCUUGAGCUCAACAGCCUCCCGUCCACGGGGACAAGCUCUCCUCUCGACAUUGAAGUCAAGACCUCUGUCAUCAAUGACCUCCUCCACCUCCUCGGCCUGGUU